UGGCGGCUGCCGUGGUGGGGAACUCUCAAGCUUUCUGUCCCGCUCUUCGUGUUGUCACUUCCCAUCUGGGCUUUCCUCACCGCAACCCUGAAAACACCUGACCUCUCCCCCCAUUCCGGCCUGAGCAAGCGUCUGCUCUGCGCUCCAAUCUCCUCUGCACCGGAGACUGCACAGUGCAGCCACUCGCCAGGACCCCAAAUCGCAAUCGCCAUUGCCCGCUGCCGCAUGCUCUCUUAGGCGGACUCUUGACAUCACCAUUCUUAUGAGCGCUCUGGCGCAAUGCUCGAACCCGGAGGCGACUACCUCGCCGAGCUCACCACUGCGCCCAUAUUCGACGAUGCCAUCUACCUCUCCGAGGCGCUCCUCCUCCCGGUGAACGAGAACGAGGACGAGUUGGACACAAAACUUGCCCUCCUCGCGCGCGAGUCUGGCAUCGAGGAACCGUACCGCUACCUCUGCCCCGAUGUCCCCGACCUCUCGACUGCCAUGUCUACCAUGACCGUCUCCAGUGUGAAUAGGAGCUCUAUGUCUGUACAUUCCCGGGAGACCCAGUCGACAGGCUUCACAUCGCACCCUUCGCGCACCUCCAGGGACAUUCCCUCCACCGACCAAUCGCCCGUCCAGCGAACCGCUCCACCGCUCACAAGAGCCUCUCUGUCACUAGACCAGUACGACUCCGUCAUGGACCGCUUCCGCCCCAGUGUGCGACACAGGCAUUCGUCCUCUGCCUUCUCGGCCCCAAACUCGGUCUUCUCCAAUUCCUCUUCAGCUCGGAAGUCCACUGUGCGGAAGCAUAGGCGAGGCUCGGGUCUCUUCUCCAGGUUCAGGAAAGACUCUUCAAGCGCCUGCCGUUCUCGGGCACACCACGGUCCUCACGUCAAGCCACAGAGCCCAAAGCUCGAAUGCGGCCACUCGCUUUCCGAAUACGCGAUUCGAGUCCACAUACAGGAAGCUAUGGGCAGCAAAGAGCAUGUAGCACCCGCCUGUUGCGGACACCCUUUGCCGCGCGAGGUGCUGGCGAUGGUGCUGACUGGAGAAGAGGUGGACUUUGUAACUGCUAUUAGUGGACUAUCGCCUGAUUUGAGGUCUCUGCGGGACUCUGGCUACAGCGAGGACGGCGUGUCGUCCAUCGAUCUCCCUCAGGCCGCGGAUGCUCGCUCAGCCCCAACUGAAUUUUCAGUAACAGUCCCCAACACACCCAACCGAGAAACGAGUCAAGCGGAUGAGACAAGCCUCAACCUUGCCCUCGCCAAUGAGGCAUUCAAGACCCUAAAGGUGGAGCAAAGGGAACAGUUUCGGCGGGUGGCAACGUUCGAGUCAAACCAACGAAAAGCUUUAUCGGCAUACCAUCAGUGGUCGCUAAGGAGCCUUGCGACUCAAUUAGAAAGUACCAAAGCCGGCAAGACAAAACAGCAUGGUCUAGCGCUCGAGAGGUUAGACGAGUUUCAAAUAGUCGCGGAACACGACCUUCGCAAGGCCCAUGCGCAGGAAAUCCAGAAUGUUGCCACCGCUCUGAAGUACAUGGAGGCUUACUGUUCUGGGGCAAACCCAGAUCCUGCGCACAAAGUCACCGAAGAGGACCGCAAAAAGCUAGAACGGCAACGGAUGAUGCAAACGAAGUUGCCCGCCAAGCAUGAAAGUGCUAUCAAUGUGCUCAGAGCAAAGCAAGAAAGGGAUACCAAGAUUAAGCUGCAGAAACAGCAGACAGAGCUCCAGCAGCUUGACGCAGAGUACGAGAAGGAGAAGCGAGCAGAGGAGCUACAGUAUGUGAAGGAUUCAAGUCGCUUGGAUGCGCUCAUUCAAUCGAGGAGAAGGAGGGCAAUCCACCGAUGGGACCUCAAAUUCGAGAUCUGGCGACGAGACUGGGAGAACCAGCAUGGGACCACACUCAACGGACGACUACCGCACGAGGACUGGCCCGAGACUACGGACAUGGAGGCACCCAUUACUUGCUCCAGCUCUCUGGCUCUCUACACUCAGGUCAUAGUCUGAGUCGUCAUCGGAUCGGACCGGAUCGCUGUUUGGGAUAUUGCGCCGACAGCAAUUCGUAUCGGCAUUUUCAUUCUAGCAUACACUUAUCGAAACCCCA
Trematosphaeria pertusa is the source of this 2089-nucleotide messenger RNA. RefSeq lists its product as uncharacterized. The transcript has 3 exons. NCBI's taxonomy places the organism in Eukaryota, Fungi, Ascomycota, Dothideomycetes, Pleosporales, Trematosphaeriaceae. The record is from RefSeq and is a predicted model, not a curated record. Bases 280 to 1992 code for a protein of 570 amino acids.